Molecule: messenger RNA, 7839 nt
Organism: Pecten maximus
Lineage: Eukaryota; Metazoa; Mollusca; Bivalvia; Pectinida; Pectinidae
Product: innexin unc-9-like
Exons: 2
Coding region: 457-1692 (411 amino acids)
Source: RefSeq, a predicted model, not a curated record
CUUGGUGAUUGCUGGGUGGAGAGACAAGGCACAGGUGAUAUACAGGACAGGAUUGAUUUUCCCUUCAGAGACAUACAACUAGCAAUUGCUUUGCCUAUGUAGUGCUGAUCAUCUCUGGUUAUAUCCUGCUUAGCCUUCAUUCUCACCGACUCGUUUUCUAUAAGACAUUAGACUUAAUACGUCAAGUAUCCAGAAUAUUUGAGUCUUAGGACUUGCCGUGUGCUACACUGUCUUCCCUGUCGCCCUCUGGAUGCGAGGCAGUGUCGCGCCUCGUGCUUGUGGAGUGUGCUUCUCAUCAGGCGGGAACUGCCAGCUUUGUGACAACAAACAAUACCAUAUUCAUCUGGCGGGUUUGUUUUCUAUUAUCGGUGAUACAAGCUAUUCAGCCUUGCCUAAUAUUGAACCAUCCGGCUCUCCGUACCUCCUACCUGAUGUCUUGGUACUGACUGAGUAACCAUGCUUCACAGUUUUCAGCACCAUCACGGUCUGCUUGACAGUGUUCUGGGGAGCUUCGCCACCUAUGCACGGUUGAAGGGUCGAUACGAUGAUGACUGGAUCGAUCGUCUAAAUCAUUUGUACACCACCAUCAUUUUUAUCAUCUUCACCAUUGUCGUCAGCACAAAACAGUAUGUUGGCGAACCGAUCCAUUGUUGGUGUCCGGCGGAAUUCGAAGACUCCAUGGUUGACUAUACAAACAACGUCUGCUGGAUCUCCAAUACGUAUUACGUUCAUAUUGAUGACGACAUACCCAAGGAACGAACGGUACGCACCGAACGGGAGAUCACGUAUUAUCAGUGGGUUCCUAUGAUUCUCCUGUUUCAGGCAUUCCUGUUUAAGGUGCCAUGUAUAUUGUGGCGGAUACUAACAGCAUCAGCUGGUGUCAAUCUUGAUAAGAUUGUGACCCUCGCUGCAGAAACACAGUACAUAUCACCAGACGACAGAGAAAGGACUAUCAAACAUAUCGUACGCUACAUGGACAGAUGGCUUGAAAAUGCACGCGAAUACAGAUCAGGGUGUUUUAUACGCUUGCGCCAAACCAUAUCAAAGUACUGUUGUAUCGUCUGCGGCAAACGCUACGGGAACUAUUUGGUCACUAUAUAUAUGUUUAUUAAACUAUUGUACAUGUCUAAUGCUAUUGGACAAUUGUUUAUAUUAAAUGAGUUCCUGGGGACGAAUUACAAUGCCUACGGGCUCGAGGUUCUUGAUCAUUUGGCCAAUGGGAUAGACUGGAAGGAGUCGCCAAGAUUCCCUCGCGUUACAUUGUGUGAUUUCAGAAUUCGAAAACUGGCAACGGUUCAAGAUUAUACUGUACAGUGUGUUCUACCAAUCAAUCUUUUUAACGAAAAAAUCUUUAUUUUCAUCUGGUUCUGGCUAGUAUUUGUAUCUGUACUAAGUUCUGCUAAUUUUCUGGUGUGGUGUUACACAAUGAUUUUUAGACAGCAUCGUAUUCGAUAUCUAAAGAAAUUUCUACGUAUCAAUGAUUGCUACAAAUCAGAACUUGAUAAAAAGAUGGCGGUGAAAUUUGCCGAACAGUACCUUCGUCAGGACGGUAUUUUCGUUUUAAGACUGGUGGGUAAAAACGCUAACGACGUGUUGGUGUCAGAAAUAAUUUUGCAACUCUGGAAUCAUUACCGGAAUAAACCUUUGAUAAAGCAUGCGAACCAGAUAAGUGAUGACAAUAGUAACGUUUGACUAGAAGCCUCGAAGCUCCUGAAACUUGUGAAAAUACAGUACUAUUCGCUCUCCGAAACACAAGACGAAAGACAAGCACUGGCCCAAACGUUGAUGUCCAAUUCAUUCACGAACGGUUCAGUUCGGAAGUCAUGUUUGGAAACAGAAGUUUGAACGUAAGCGAGAUAGAGGUGGUGGCAUCUAGAUCUAUCUAGAACGCGCUGAUUGAUGUAAGCACCGUGAAUGUACUGACGCACGAAGUAUGAAAAGUAGACGCUGUAACAACCUAUGGGCUAAACAAGUCACCGUCCAACUUAUCUUGUCGCUCUACGUACAUAUAUACUUUGACUACGCAUGCGUACAAAGGGUCGCAUGAAGGCGGAUGUGACCCUCGAAGGUUUAUAAAUCCUUCCCGGGCUCUUGGCAGGUCCACCUUUAAUAGUAGAAUGCCUAAAAGAAAAACCUACCAAAGAAAGUGAACCUGUGACUUUAUAGUGACUUCUGGUCAUGAUGCCCUAAAGUGGCGAUAACUUGCAACAUUCUCUCACCCACCUUAAUCAAGUUUUGCUUAGGAUUUGUACGGUUUUUUGUUCCUCCAUCUCAACAAUUACUGAACAUUUUGCUAUUUGUAUUAUAUUUCAACAGUUUUGCAAAAAAGAAAAUCAUAAUCGUACAAUGUGUACACUUCAUGUAAUUGCCAACAUACGUGAUUGGAAUAAAACAUAAUGAUUAUUACAUAUACAUGUAUAAGUAACCAUCAAAAUGUUGUUAGAAUAUUGUGUUUCAUAGUUAAGACGUUAAGAAUAAAUAAUAUUAUUUAUAUUUGCAUUUAUAAUAUAAAUUAGUUUUUGAAACGUAGAAUGUAGAUAUGAAGAAAGUCAUGAUUUGUGAAGGGAAAAAGGAGCAUUCUCACAUUGUGUUUUCUUCUUCUUAUGUUCACUUAAAACUUGUAAGAUUUUGAAUUGAUUCUGAUUCAUCCUAUUUCCGUUAGAUAUUGAAGAGAUAGAAAGUGUCAUUUUUAUACUUGUAGCCUAUUAACUUGUGUUUUGAUUGUAAUUGCAUGUUAAUCAUUCUGUCUGUUUAUGAUUUACAAACGAUUACUAAGAUAAUGUAAAAAUUUCGGGUCAAUGUGUUGAAGCAAACUGUGAUGAAUACGCCCAUCUUGUUACCAUGACAACACUACAGAACCUGUGACGUCAUGGGCGUCAUUUAUAGUAUUCAAAACACAAUUUACUUGUUAUAAUAUUUAUGUCAAAGAGUAAAUUAAUAUAUACUUUAUUAAUAUAUGUUAAAAUAUGUUAUUGUUUUGUCACGUUAUGUGACGUCAUAAGUUUGAGUGACUGCAAAAAGAGUGAACGAACAAAAUUAUGUGCAAGACGAUACACAUUCACCUCCUUGAAGGGAACCAUACUAAUAACAUAAGAAGAAACACUAUAUGGAAAUGAACCGUAUUCAUCGCUGCCACUGCAUAGAUGAUUUAAUCUCAACCAUUCGUAAUAAUUUUAUUCCGUGAUUCUUAUUUUGCAGCAUUUUGGAAAAUAUAUUGCGGCAAUAUAAAUCCGCUGAUUUACUGAUAAAUGUUCUUCUAUGUGACAAGUCCGUUGAAUUACUGAUAAAUGUUCUAUGUGACAAGUCCGUUGAAUUACUGAUAAAUGUUCUUAUAUGUGACAAGUCCGUUGAAUUACUGAUAAAUGUUCUUAUAUGUGACAAGUCCGUUGAAUUACUGAUAAAUGUUCUUCUAUGUGACAAGUCCGUUGAAUUACUGAUAAAUGUUCUUAUAUGUGACAAGUCCGUUGAAUUACUGAUAAAUGUUCUUCUAUGUGACAAGUCCGUUGAAUUACUGAUAAAUGUUCUUAUAUGUGACAAGUCCGUUGAAUUACUGAUAAAUGUUCUUAUAUGUGACAAGUCCGUUGAAUUACUGGUAAAUGUUCUUCUAUGUGACAAGUCCGUUGAAUUACUGAUAAAUGUUCUUCUUUGUGACAGUCCGUUGAAUUUUCGAACACAACGUUUUCCUACGUGAAAAGUAUUAAGUUGUCGAAAUUCAGGAAUGGCUGUGAAAAUAUUUACACCCAGUCUGAAAUCAUCUUUUUUUUACAGAAGAGCUUUUACGUGUUCACUGUGAACUAGUGAUAAAGAUAAUAUUUGUUUAAAUAAUUAUUAAAAGGUCAACAAAGACUAUCAGGCAUUAUGUUUAAUUUUUGUUUAAACAUGACUAAGAAGCAGUCAUUAUUUCCUCCUAAACAUGGACUCACAUGUAUUUUUCUUAGAGUCUGCAUGAGUUUAUAUGUCACGUCACGUCUAACCGUUAAAAUCGGUAACAACAGAUACAUUAAUCUCGAUUAAAAUUGUAUCACAACAUUGUACUUUGAUUCUUGGAAGUGAAUACGUAUCGACUUCACACUAUUGUAUCAGAAAAAAAUGUUGCAUUCAUGUUUACAAGGCGUGGCUUGGUUGUGAAUAUUAUGAUUAUGAUGUUAGUAGGAUAACAAUUUGAAAUAGGUUGUUAUCAAGUUUACUGAUCUGUAUGUGAGACUUGUAUGAUAGCAUACAAAAGUGUAUGCCAAUUGAGCUUGUAUCUCUGAAAUCGUACGUAAAUGUUCACAAUUGUUUAAUGCAAAACAUAACAAAACGUUUAAUAUCUGGGGACAAUUUACUCUAAUACAAAUCAUUACAUAAUUGAAAUGUGCAAUCUAUCCAUGAAUAUUAAAAAAUGUUUUCGAUCAUUCACCAAUAUUGGCUUCGAUCUGUUCAUCUAUAUAGGGAGUAUUUUUGUAUAUUUGGUUUUUGAGAGUUUGAUAUUGGGAUGAUACAUUGUAAUCUAUAAUUAUUGUAAAUCUAUAAAGAUUUAAUGACACCAGCUAUAGUUUCUGAUGGGGAAAAAAAAAGAUAAAAUUUUAGAAUAAGUAAUUUGGCUGUCAAGUUCAAGAUACAAAUCCUCUCUCGCAAGUACUUACGCAUGAUACUAUGUAAUUGAAUGCUAAUUGAUAAACUGUGUAAUUGGUGUAAUGAUGGGCGUGAACAAUGUGUCUUGAUUUUCGUUCACCACGCUCAUAGACCCCGCUGAAGGGAAAUGUGCUGUUGUGAUUGGGUAUUAAUUAGAUGGGCGUGACAGAUGGACGGGAUAUAGCACGCCCCUCAGAAAUCACUUUCCACAUUUUAAAAGGCACGGUGUAUUUUUUUUUUUUUUUUUUUUACUUUUAAUACAAAUCAGACACAAAUAAGUAGUGGUUAAAAAUUUGACGCCAAAAUUACCGGGUUUUUCAACCUGAUUGUUAUGUUGUCGGCGCGCGUUAUUCCAUUUGUGCGAUGCAUAUCUGUGUACAAUACGUCUAUCAUACAAAUGUGCGAAUGUGUCUGCAUGCAUGAUUUCGGGCGGAAGCUCAUAUGUUAAACAGAUUUCAUCUUUAUUGAAUUAUAGUGUUGCUCUUUUGUAUAUAUUGUUUAAUUUUCAAUUUAACUGUCAGAAGUAUCUUCAAAUGAUAUACGUUAAGGUAUAUAUAUAUAUAUAUAUGUAUAUGUAUAGCAUUGAUAUGUAUACAUAUACGUAUAUGACGUAUACGUGUAUGUUUAUGCAUCCCUUUUUCAAUCUUUCAAUUUUUCUUCUAGUUUAGAGUGUCUACCGUAGAUUUUCAAGGAGAGGACAAAACCACGAAGAUUACAUAUCCAAGCAUCAAAAAUGAAUUGUCAUAAUUUUGAACACUUUUGCAUAUUUUAUUAACUAUCAGUCACAUUUCAUUUUGGUGCCAAUUGCAACGUAUGGCUACAAGUACAAUGACCACCUGAACUGAUUUAAUGUCGAAUACAAUAAUCAUCAAAAUAUUUGCGUAAAAUUAACCCCCAAAACUAUAGAGUUGUAUUGGUAUACAUACUGGUUUAUGCAAAUUGAGGUAAAAUGACAACUUGAUGAAUCCUGUAUCCCUUUAUUAUGCAAGAACCCAAAUAGGUGACAUUAAACGUGUUUUUGCUUCACUACGCAUGUUCAUUGUACUUACCAAUCUAAUCACCCGGCACACGGAGCAAAGUCAAGUAUUACGCAUGCAAUAUACUUCCUGUUGAUAUAUUGAUAGUCUGAUUUAUUUGAUAAUUAUAAAUAAAAAUAAAGAUGCCAAAAUUCAUAUUUUCUCCAUUUAAACACCACUUCUUCAUUUUAGUUGUUCCUGAUUUUAGCGUAAGGUAUGCUGUAAGUACUGUCAUAUUAAUCAAAUGAACACAGACCAAAAUAUAUCUUUGUAGAAUUACCAUAUUUGUUGCAAAGCAAAUUAUCAUCCAGUGUGACUGAUUGUGUGCUUAUAAACAUGUAUAGCCACUGUACGAUCACUGAAAACUGACAAAGAAUUAAAAUGAGAAUAUAUGUCUAUAUAUCAGCCUCUUAUACACACAUAUGUAUAUUUCUCUCACCUAGAACCAAACAUGGCCUAAAUAUAUUCUCACCAUCCACUAUCUGUCAGUCCUAUGCAUACACCGACCCAACAAAUGUCUGGUUAAGGCUUUGCUGAUGUGUCGGCUUAUACCUGCCGUGAUAAAGAUGAAAUUUCACAUGAGUUUACUAUUCAGUUUUUUCUUUAUUGUUGUUUCUUUUGAUCUCAAGGAACCAAUUAACGAAGUUUACUGUAUACAAAUAAAUGUCAGUAAUAGAUUUUACAUGUUUGAAUAUGUUACUUGAAACCAUCAAGAAAACAAAAUACUUUUAAAGUUGUUUUUUUUACAUAUAUAUGGGUUUUCAGUAUGUUGAAAAAUUAGCGAAAUUUUAGAAAAAUGAUGAAAAUAUAUUGCUUAUACAGACUGUAUUAUGUUUAAGCUUAUGCAUCGAAUCUUAAAAAAAUAAUUCGAGAAAUAGCAUUAGCCAUGCAUUUUGGAAAACAAAUCAGUUAUCUAAAUUAAUAUAAGGAACUCAAACAAUAUCUAUAAUUACAUUUUCUGUCGCAUUUUUGUUAAAUUAAGUUGCGGUUACAGCUUUGCUACAUGCUAUCUCUCUGAAGAGAUGAUGGAAUUUUGUGCUUAGUUUUUUUUCCUCGUUUACCACAGUUCAACAUUAGAAACGUAUCGUCACAAUCUGCUAGAGAAAGAUGACGUAUAAAGUGUGUUCUAUGACAUCAGUGCUAUUUAUAGAAGUUUUGUUUACAUUCCACUAGCUGUAAAUUAUAUAUAUAUAUGUGUAAUAUAUAUAUAUGUAUAGAAAAUACACUGAAAACAAUUGUUUCUGUUCUUCAAUAAGAAAGGAAAACAAAUUUUUUUCAGAGAACAAAACUUUAAUAAACCUAUGCACUGAUGAAAAGUUGUGUUUGUUUUUAUUACCUGACAGGUAGAAGAUAUGAUUAUGUAAGUGUAGAAUGACAAGGAAUUAUCAGACAACUACAAAGUAAACGGCAUUUCAGACUACAAACAUCUCAUGACAUUGAUGAUUGUACUAUCACACAAGAUAUGUAUACGCAUAAUUUAAUUAUAAUUUGUAAAACCAAGUGCUUUGCUGGCAUUGUUUGAAGUUAUUUUAGUGUGUAUGAUAAAUAACAAAACAAGCACAAAAAAAACAACUUCAUAUCAGCCGGUGCAGACAUAACUCGAAACCUGCAGUUUCCAUGAAACUAAAAUAGAUAGUUUAUUGGAAGAAAUAAACUGAAGCUGUGUCUUAUACAAAAUAAAGGAUUUUAGACACAACUAAAACUCAAUUGCUUGAAUAUUCCACACAUUCAUGAUAUUUUCCUCCUUACAAAGGAGGCUCAGGUGAUCCGACUGGAAAGGUUUGGGUGGUAUUGCUUACGUAUUUUACCAGCCGAAUUAGAAAAGGCCAAUUACUGACAACACGGGUCAAACGUUUUGGACCUGACCAUAUAUAGCAGCAGGAUAAAAGUUCAUAUUUUAGUUAGUUAGUGAUUAAUGCAAUUGUUCAUGAAUGGUUAGUCGUGGAUAUAUUUAACUUCUUUAUGUUUACAGAUACUUGAGAAAUGCAAAAAUCUCAUGUUAAGAAUCUUACAACAGAGACAUUAUUACGACGAAAACACAGGUCGAAACCAACGUGUAACUUAUUUAUUAAAGACAACUGUUUAGUUUGAACCGAAGCGGGAAACAACAAAAGAACACAGUCUAGUCAUUAAUUUUCCACGCACUUGGCGGAACGUUUAUGUAAUAGUUUUUAAAUUCGAAGACAAAAUAAAAUCAUGCUGUAUUUGA